AGUCCAUAAGGGUAGAACAGAUUCAUGUUCUAUACAAUUGCAAAGAUAUGAUACACUGAUUGCUGGAUAUUAAAUACUGCUCAAUUUUAUAACAGUUAGUUUUUAUUUAAUGUCGAUUAGGAAUUGUGUUAUCUGAAAAUGUUUGUCAUAUAAAAUGAUGCUUGCGUGGGCGUGGAUUUAUAGGAAAAGCGUAGCUGAAUGAGAAGGAUAUAGCAUAUGUAAUAUGUUUUUACCUGAGUUAAGCGGACUGCAAACAACUACUCCACACUUUGGAUAAGGGAUAUUGUUUGUGUUAACUUUUCCUUGUUUUUAAUCCCGAAAACAACGAUUUUACUAAACUCAUAGCCGUUGUAAAACAGACGGCAUAUGUUUUUGUAUGCAACAGCAUGUUAUAGCUGGAUUCUUGAUUAAUAAUUAUAUUUUGUAUAUGAAAUAUCACGAAAAUAGCGAAAAUUUUCUUAAAAUUUAUUCAAACUUGCUUUUGGCAUAUGCGUAUAUAAGUCAACAAAUGUAUGCAGUAAAUAUAUAUAUAUAUAUAUAUACUGUAUAUAUUACAAUUGCUGCUGUAUAGAAUAGCAAUGAUAACUAUUAAAAUUAUACAUAUAUCUCCUGAAUAUUUACUGUACUGCAUUUUUAUUUAUUCAAUAUGCAUAUGCAACUGCAAAUUUAUGAUAUAAUGAUAAAAUAUUAAUAGUACUUUAUUUUUUUUUUCACCUCUUUUUACAGACGUUUAGAAUGGUCUUGCAUAACUGACUGGCUUGAAUUUAAAUUAAUAAAUAAAUAAAAAUAAUCGUAAAAAGUUAUUAGGGAACGAAAGUAUAAACAUAAAAAAUCAUGCAAAGGAUAUUAUUCAUAAUCUUUUACGCAACUUGGAUUCUUUUACAUAAUGUUUACGGUACUAUAACUGGUAGAAAAGGUACUCAAUUUUCAACAGCUGAAUCUGAAGAGAAAAUUUUAAUGCCUGGUGUCCAUCCAUCAGUUGAAGAUGAAUAUUUUUGCAUCGGAAAAAAACUACACAAUUAUGAACAAUAUAUAACAUCGUUCGAAGCUUUGGGAAAUUCAACGUCUAUCCAUCAUCUACUUUUAUAUGGAUGUAAAACACCAUACUCGAAGAGUGGAGGAUGGUGGAAAUGCGGCGCCAUUUGCGGUGAAGGAGGACCAUCUAUUUUAUACGCUUGGGCGAAGAACGCACCACCGGUACAAAUGCCACCGAAUGUAGGAUUUCACGUUGGCGGUAAAACUCCUGUAUCCUAUAUUGUAAUGCAGAUCCAUUAUAAGCAUCCCAUCGACAAAUCUCAACCAGGUGAUAAAUCGGGAGUAAAACUAAAAAUGACGACAAAACCUCAAAAGUUUUUAGCCGGAAUUUACAUUUUGAUGAGAUACUUGUUUACAAUACCUGCUCAUUCAAGUGGAGUUCAUUCUGAUGUAUCUUGUCGAUAUUCCGGAAAUUCGAAACUAUAUCCAUUUGCGUUUCGGGUUCACGCCCACUCUUUGGGAAGAGUUAUAUCAGCUUAUCAGUAUAACGACACAGGCUGGCAUAAAUUGGGUAAAGGAAAUCCUCAAUGGCCGCAAGCCUUUUAUCCCAUUAAUGAGAAUUUAGUGAUAAAACCAGGCGAUCGAUUAGUUGCGAGAUGCACUUUUGAUGCUAGAAACAGGAACACAGAUACACAUAUUGGUUCAACUCAUAACGACGAAAUGUGUAACUUUUACUUGAUGUACUAUACUCCAGCAACAGUUGGCGGCUCUUAUUUCCAAUGUGGCGGCGACAAUAUACCACGAUUAUCGGAUAAGCUUCCAGACGAAUCGGAUAGCCCCCUCCCACCUAAUCCUUUAUUAGAGAACUGGGCAACAGGAAUUUUAUCUUCAGGUAGACCAGCUUCUCACUCAAAUGCUGAAAAUUAUGAUAUUCUUUACGAUUAUUACGAUGUGGAUAAACCAAAAUAUGACUAUUAUUACGACUCUCCUAACUUUUUUCCAUAUCCCUCUUACCGAAAACCCGUAAUUCCGAAUGUUCAAAGGAAACCACUAAUUAAACAGCCACUUAUGCAGAGGCCUCACCAUGAUAACAUGGUAGACCAUGGUUCAGUGGAGGCAUCUAGAAACAGGGUAACAGAAAAAGUUAUCCCUGAGAAAGUGAAAACAGUAAAAACAGUUUCCCCCAAGUACGUGAAAAAUUGGCCUAAAGCAGGAAUCAAAUUUGGACAAAUAUCAGGCAUUGGAACAGAUUCUAAGGGAAAUGUCCAUAUUUUCCACAGAGCCGACAGAAUUUGGGAUGUAAACUCGUUUAAUAGCGACAAUACCCUGUAUGAGAAGACUCCUAUAAAAAACGCAACAAUUCUGAUAUUUGAUCCAAAAGGAAACUUAAUCAAAAGUUGGGGAUCGAAUAUGUUCUAUAUGCCUCAUGGACUACAUGUUGAUAAAGACGAUAAUGUUUGGGUUACGGAUGUUGGCUCACACCAGGUAAAAUAUUGA
This is a messenger RNA of Dimorphilus gyrociliatus, 2472 nucleotides long. The record is from the annotation of a GenBank genome assembly. NCBI's taxonomy places the organism in Eukaryota, Metazoa, Annelida, Polychaeta, Dinophilidae.